GACUCUUUGUGGAAGCAUCUUCAAACGGUUUUGCAGUUGAUGAAACUCCUCCAAAUAUAACAACGCCUGCAGCCUUCGACGCAAGUCAGGGAUCGUUCAUGGACAACACUCAGACAUGGCGAUCCUUGAUAAAAGUUACAUGGGAUGUCAGUGACCAAGAAAGCCAUAUUGAUACACAGAGUGUCUCCAUUUUCACACAUCAACAGUCCGAGUUAGAUAUUGAUCCAGUAAAGGUCAAUGGUGGUGAUCGAGAAUACACAUUCACAGAUUUGUCUCUAAAGGAUGGCUAUACAUAUUAUGCUAAAGUUAUUUCAUGUAACAGAGCUAAGCUGUGCACAUCUAGUAUCAGCCAAGGUUUACUGGUCGAUUCAACGCCACCCACAGUUGGUAUGUUUGCUGUAGAUACGGAACAUGCGGCAGACUUAGCAAGACACAGAGAUGGAUGGAUGACUUACAAUUUAGCUCAAGCCAGUAACCCAGCACAAAUCAACAUAGCAUGGCUGGGUUUUGCCGAUAUCCACUCUGGCAUUAGUAACUAUUUUAUCACUGUCGGGACGUACUUCAGUGGAAAUGACUUAACCUUGAAUGGCCCUAUUAGAGUUGAUUACGCUGGAGGAACAACACAUUACGACGAGGGCGUUAUACAAACAGCCAUGAUAGAUGUUAACAGAGACAUAACACCAGGAGAACAUAUCUACGUGUCAAUAUGGGCAGUGAAUGGGGUUGGACUACGUAGUUACGAAGCUCAUGACACCUUUGAGGUUGUAUCAUCCAAUACUAACAGUGGAAUAUUGUCAUUGUUGCGGCGUUGUUCAGCCCAGUCGUGUCAAGGGGACUGUACAUGUGCACCACAGAACCAGCUCUGUCACGAAACAACAGGAUGUAUUGACGUCACAGGUGAUGAAUCGUACCAGCAAGUUGAGAUAGUUGACGUCACGGAAUACCGAAAAUUAGAUGGAUCAAUUUUUGAAGACAAAGAUUAUACUCCAUCGAAAUGCUCAUUGGCAGCAAAAUGGAGGACAUUAUCUGGAGGGUCACAGUCAGUGAUAAGAUAUGAGUGGUCUGCUGGAAGUAAAGAUGAUCAACCAGGCUCCAGUGUAUUAGAUGUUGUAUUUGAUCGUGUUUGGCACGACGUCGGUCUUGAAACGAAUGCAGUUCUAAUGUUGGAAAAAAACAAGUUUGCUCUUGAACCAAACGUUAUUUAUGUAUUCUACGUGAAGGCGUGGUACAAUAGUGAUACUUAUGCCAUUUUCCAGUCUGACGGGAUGGAAUCGGACUCGACGCCACCUGCAGUAUCAACUUCAAGAAAGGUGAAAGAUGUAGUGGAUCUGAAUAAUAUAUUGGAUAUAGAUUUUACAACGUCCACAAACUCCGUAGGGGUGUCAUGGAGGAAUGUCUUUAUAGACGUAGGGGGUAUUGCACAUUUCAGUGUGUCCCUAAGUACAUACAUUGGAGGCGAAGAUGUAUCAUCCUUCAAUUCAAACACUGUUACAAAUUCCGUAUUUGAAGUGCAGCUCACUAGUUUAUCCUUAUUGGAAGGAGUGAAGUAUUACUCUAAUGUGCGAGCAAUUAACAAUGCAGGGCUCUAUAUAACGGCAUCAUCGGAUGGGUUUAUUGUUGACAACACUGUCCCAACAACAGGCGUUGUUUAUGACGGCUUUGGUUUACACGAUGCUGAAUACCAAAAUAUCACUGACACGAUCUCUGCCUCAUGGCAUGGCUUCUCAGAUUUACAAUCCUAUAUCAGCCAUUACCUUUGGUGUGUUGGUAGCUCUCCCGGUGCUGAGGAUAUUGUAGCGUGCGAGAAUGUUGGAUUACAAUUAUCAGCCUCAAAAUCAGCUGUCUUAUCCAAUGGACAAAAAUGCUUUUCCCAGGUGACAGCAAUUGAUGUUGCAGGUCUACAUUCUGUGGCAGCAGUCUCCAACGGGGUUGUCAUAGACGACACAGCGCCCAAUGUGGAAGAACGAUUCUCGUUUGGUGCAAAUGUUCUCCGCAACCCUUCAUUUGAGGACAUUCAUGGAUGGAUAAUCGAUGGAAACAGUGAAAUAAAGUCGCAAAGCCAGUAUGCACAAAACGGUGACUCAUUCUUACUACUAUACGGCGAGGUGCACCAGAGUUUUCAAUCGGUUAUCGGAAGCAAGUAUCAAGUAAUCUUCUACACAAGUCAUAUAUAUUCGUCAUCAACGCCUUUAUUAUCACAAGAAGGCUUCAUUCAACUUCCUGAAAGUCAUCACGUGUUUCCUCUCUAUCAACGACCGGGCAGACAAGAUAGUCACCAAGACAUUGAUAACAUGAUAUGGCAACGUCAUGUAUUCUAUUUUAUUGCUAUGGAAACAAGUUCUACAAUUACAAUUGGAUCAGUGGGAUUAAACAAUGGUAUCGCCAUUGAUAAUGUUCAAGUACGAUACAUUGGGCUGGGACCGCGGGAUCCUCCGGCAAUUCCAAAUCUAAUGAAUCAGUUGUCAAGUCCAGUACAUGUGGAGACACUUGUACAGCAUGAGUGGAACUCUGUCCAUGCAAGGUGGCAUGCUGUCGAUGUGGAAAGCCCAAUAGUUGAUUUUAUGUGGGCUAUUGGCACUGUUCAAGGUGGAACACAGUUACAAGGAUUUACAUCAGUAGGGCGUAAUACACACGGUGAUAAGCAAGAUCUUAUUUUGAAUUCGGGAUCCUCCAUCCAUGUAACGGUGGUCAUCUUGAAUGCUGCUGGUCUUCGGUCAGUCAUUUAUUCCGACGCGAUUCUUGUUGACCUGACUCCUCCACAGUUGUGUUGCAUCAAGGACGGUGAUGGUGAUGAUUUAAUAUACCAGAGUGCAAACACUAUUAAACUAAAUUGGCUAGUCACAGAUGAUGAAAGUGGCGUCGAUUACUGUGAGUGGGCGAUAGGGCUGACUCCGGGAUCCGCUGAAAUACAGGCAUUCGAAAGAACAGACACGCUUAUUUCAUCCGAAUCUGAAUUGUCUGUUACACAUGGACAAACGUUGUUUAGCACAGUGCGAUGUCAGAAUUAUGAUGGGCUUCAAAGCCAGAUUACUUCAAAUGGGGUUACCAUAGUGACAGAACCACCAAAUACAGAUCACGCUAUCAUGUCCUUGACAACGAGUUCCGUCACUCAGUAUCCCACACGAGGUUACCAUCAAGCACAGACUGAUGCUAUUAAUAUUGCAUGGCAAGGAUUCAAUGAUAUCACCGGCAUAGAAUACUAUGAGUGCAAGAUUUUGGGCGAUGACGUUGACACAAGUUGGUACAAAGUUGGUGAUAAUGGCCAUCUAUUCACAGUAAUGAAAGGUUUAAUGUUAAGUUCCUAUAAAACGUACCAAGUUUAUCUGAAAGCUGUCAAUUAUGCUGGUUUUGAAAGUGACGUGUUAGUAUCCAACAUAACCGUUGAAACAGAGGCACCAAUUACAAGAAAUGCUGACCUUCAAAGUGUCUGGCCUCAUGAAUGGGAAAUGACAUUUGACUGGACGGAUGUAUUCAGUAGCAAUUCGUCUAUGAUUUACGAGGUCACAAUCGGCACAGCAUGGGGUGGGAUGGACGUACUGAAAUGGACAGAAACAACAGAUACACAUCUGCGCAUGACUGGUGUUAAUCACGCACUGGAACACUAUGUAGCAAUAACUGCGAUAAAUGAAGCAGGAUUGUACAGUACUAAAACGUUUGUGGUGUCCUAUUCCUAGGAAACAGUUCAUUUAGAUGACAUUUACUCUAGAUGUACAUAUAUUAUAUGGUAAUGGAUUAACUAUGCAAUGAUUAAUUCAUAUAAUCAGAUACAACUUAUCAACGACAUUCCUGUCAUAGCGAUGUCUUUAAAUAUUGAGUUAUGAUAUGGAUAGUGGUCUAACACAUAUUUACAGUGUCUAUAUAUAUAAAUAUAUAAUCAGAAAGUAAAGUGCAUUAUCGCAUGUAAUGAUUCACAGUA
This is a messenger RNA of Saccoglossus kowalevskii, 3916 nucleotides long. RefSeq lists its product as uncharacterized. NCBI's taxonomy places the organism in Eukaryota, Metazoa, Hemichordata, Enteropneusta, Harrimaniidae. The record is from RefSeq and is a predicted model, not a curated record. Gene Ontology annotation, molecular function: protein binding.